UAGGCAUGCAGUCAAGCCUACAGCUGAUUCAAUACAUUUUCAGCACUAUGGACAGUUCCAUUCUGCAGCGCGAGCGGACAGAGGGGGUAUAAAAGAUAGGAGCAGCGCUACUUAGUCUACCAACACUGCGGAGACAACUGAGGCAUCAUGAGCCACCAAAUUGAGUAUCGGUCGGGUUCUCCACAUAGGAGAGCUCAAGAUGACUAUUCCCGCUAUCAACACAAACUGACCGGAUCCCCCUCGGCGUCCAGGACCGUUAUAGGCUUUGAGUCGGCUACCGCAUUUAUGAACAGAGGAUAUGCGACGACGCCGAAGAACGAAUUCGGAUCGGUUCCGAGAUCGGAUAUAUUUUUAGAUUUAUCAAACACGUUUACYGGGGUGUUGACGAAAAUGAAUGAGAAAGAACUGCUCCAUGGGCUGAACGACCGUUUUGCCGGAUUCAUAGAGAAGGUGCGUCAUUUGGAGCACCAAAAUGAAUUGCUCGAGAGGGAAAUCGAGGAAAUCAAACAGAAGGCACAGUCCCCCGCAUCUCUGGCACAGGAGCACGAGUCGGAGCUUAUGGAUCUGAGGAAACUAGUGCAUGACAUCACCCUUCAGAAGCGUCAGAUCGUGAUAGAACAUCAGAACCUGGAGGAAGACUUCCUCACCUUGAGAGACAAGUACGACCAGGAGGCUCGUGAACGCUCGGAUGCAGAGAAAGGCAUCCUGGUGCUGAAAAAGGACGCCAACGAUGCAUACCUCGCCAAACUUCAGUUGGACGAGAAAGCGCAGUCUCUGGUGGACGAGAUUCACUUCCUGAAGAAAAACCACGAGGACAAGGUGUUGGAGAUGGUGGCCCAGAUCCACGAGUCUCAGGUGACGGUCGAGGGGCACGCCUUUGCAAAACCCGAUAUCACUGCGACUCUCCGGGACAUCCGUGCACAGUUGGAAGGUCACGCCGCCUCCGACAUCCUUGAGGCCGAGGAGGGUUUCCGUGUCCAGUUCACAAAGUUGACAAAAGCGGCAGAGAGCAACAGAGAGGCGCUGAAGGCGACCCAGCAGGAGAUCCAGGAGAACAGAAGGCGCUUCCAAGGGAAGAACAUUGAACUGGACUGCGCGAAAGGAACGAGAGAGGCCCUGGAAAAACAACUACAUGAGCUGGAGGAGCGUCACUAUUCGGAAAUGAUUAAUUACCAGGACACUGUCAGGCAGCUGGAGAAUGAGCUGACUAAUGCUAAACUAGACAUGUCUGGCCACCUGAGAGAGUACCAGGACCUGCUGAAUGUCAAAAUGGCUUUGGAUGUGGAGAUUCUCUCUUACAGGAAACUCCUGGAGGGUGAGGAGUUCCAUCUGUCCACCAUCUCUGACACCCACAUCUCCAUGCCCUACAUCUACCGCCAGUCCCCUGUCUACACCCUUUCUUCCCUGGCCCGGCAGGGAGGGCCCACACGCAGGUCUGAGCCCCAGUACAAGUUUGUAGAGGAGAUCAUCACUGAGACCACCAGAGAGGUGGAGUCCGAGUUUGAGGAGACAGGCUCUGAGGAGACAGGAGAGGGAGAGAAGGAGGGAGAGGAGAGUGACAAAGCUGAGAGGAGGGGUAAGGAAGAGGAGGAUGAGGAGAAAGGGGAAGAUGUAGGUAAAGUGGAUCUUAAAGUGGAUGCCCCAGAGGAAGAGGGGGAACAGGAGGAAGAGUCUAAGGGACAGCAGAUAGAAACAUCAGCAGAGGUCGAGGUAAAUGGAGAUGGAGUUAGCCCUAGCGAGGGAGAAAAUGGAGAGGAAGGAGAUGACAAAGGAGAGGAGGACAUUGACACAGGUGACAAUACACAAAGUGAAGUCAAAUCAGCUAAGGCCACCAGUGAGGAAGAGAAGGAAAAACUGGACACAACAGAGGAGAUAGACGGUGAGAUAAAAGAUGUGGGGGAGCCAUUAGAAAAAGAUAACACCCCAAAACAUGACAAGUCCCUUCCAGAGGUUCCCAUGAAGGGUGACAUCUCCAUAGAACCCAAAACGUCCGAGGAUAUUCAAACAGAAAGUUCAAUAAAGGGUGAACCACAGGUCCCCACAGAGGACAUCUCCAAAGAGCCCAAAAAGGUGUCAGAGAGCAAAAAAGAAAGCCCAUCAAAAGAGAAAAAAGAGGUAGAUCUGAAAGAGCAGAGCGCCCUAGCAUUGGAGCAGAAGCCUGAUCAGAAGGCGCACAGAGUAUCAGACCAACUUCAAGAGGCAGAGAGUGCUGUGGCAACACAAGAAGAGGAUCUCCCUGAGCCCACAGAGAAGGACAUGAAAUCCCCUGAUAUCACUGCUGAGCUGAAAAACAGCUCCACCAAGGAGACAUGGGGACAGGUAAAGUCAUCAGAUGAUUCUGGUGUAAAAACACAGGAUGACAAAACGGUAGGAGGUAAAAUUUCAGCCGGACUUCCCAGCACAACAACUGAGUGUGAGGAAGAGCCUGUGCCAAAGACCCCUGAAAAGGAGGUGGGUCUGACAGAGCCAAAAAUGAGCAGCAAGGRUGAUAGUGUAAAAACUGUUGAGCAGAAUGAAUCUAAUGGCAGUGAAAAUUUCACAAAUGAUAUCUCAACAGCUGAGGAAAAAGUGAAAGAAUCUGAUAAAUCCUCUAAACUAGACACAACUAUCUCCCCUAAAGAGGAAACAACCCCACAACCAGAGCCAACCAUCACCCCCAAAGAAGAAACAUCCCCAAAAAUGGACCCAAUGGUCACCCCCAAGGACGAGACAGCACCUAAACCAGACCCCACAGUCACAAGUAAAGAAACAUCACAAUCAGACCCAACCAUUACCCCUAAAGAAGAACCAUCCCCUAAACCAGAACCAGCAGUCACCCCUAAAGAAGAAACUUCCCCAAAACCAACCCUAAAUAUCACCCCUAAAGAAGAAACUUCACCAAAAUCUGAACCAGCAGUCACCCCUAAAGAAGAAACUUCCCCAAAACCAGCCUCAAACGUCACCACUAAAGAGGAGACCUCCCCUAAACCAGAAUCAACCAUCACCCCAAAAUAUGAAACAUCCCCUAAACCAGCCCCAACCGUUACCCCUAAAGAAGAAACAUCAAAACCAGCCCCAAUCAUCAAACCUACCGAGAUCACCCCUAAAGAUGAAAUAUCCCCUAUAUCAAACUUAAUCAUUACCCCAGAAUCAACGACCACCCCUACAGAGAGUGAAACAAACAGCAGUGGUGGCAAAGCUGAGACUGCCACACCACCAGAGAAACAAGUGCCUGCUGUUGCAAAGAGCAAGGACUCACACAGAGAGGCGCCAGAGAGCAGCACAACUCAGGCGAAACCAGAGGAAAGUACGGCUAAAGAGCCUGAGAAGGUUACGGAUCCCAACGAUGAAACCCCAAAGACAGAGAACGUGAAGACCAAGGCCUUUGAGGAAAAACCUGAACAUGUGGAGAUAUCUAUUACAAAGACAUCGCCAGUGAAAGAACAGGAUGUAUCAGCCAUGGGUUUGAAAGAGAAAACUGUUGACAGGAAGACAACAGAAGGGGCACAAUCUAAAAUAGACGAGAAAGGCUUUACAGGAGUUGAUGAAGAGAGCAAAGAUGAUAAAACUGCGAAGAAGACAUCAACAGGGCAAGCUACUCAGCCAACUGCAGAAAAGCAAGCUAAACCUAAAACAUGGGACUUAACCUCUUUUUAGAAUGACCAGAUUUAGAGGUCAGUAGACGUUUUCUGUAAACCUGCAUGAUUAGUGCAAGCCUUCAAAGCAAUAUGAGAACUGCUCCACCUUGAAAGAUUAACUGACGCUUAAUAUGUACAGUAUCAUAAUUCAUACAUGUCAAUUAUGAGACCAUUAAUGAGCGCCUGCGAGAGAUGUGCUGUAAUAUGGAAUGUAACAAAUCAAAAGCUGUAUUUUGCUGUACCUAUUUUCUUCUGCCCAAGCAAGCAAUGAUGUGAAUUGGGAUGAUAAUGUUCAUGGUUGAUAAUGUGAUUUGAUAAUGCCUGAAUAAGCUAAGAAAUAAAUGCUAUUGGAAGAGCACUUCUGUUUCCAGCUAUUCUAACUUGCUGUGCUGUAUUCCACCUGAUAAGAUGCACCACAUAACAGUCAACUUAAGAGUAAAAAAGGCUUUUGUCUUUACAUCAGUGUCCCCAUGAUGAAACAGAGGUACUUUAGGGUCACCCAGUUGCUCAUAAAAGUGCCUUAUAGUCAGGUCUUUAUAUAGACCAAAGUAUCUGGAUAAGGUGACCGUCAAUUCAUCAGCUUUGCAAGCGUGCUGCUGACACACCACAUUGUUGAACUGACCUUGUUCCCUGACCCUCACAAUCUUUUACCCAUGUGAGGUAGUCUAUAGGCCAGCUUCCAGGCCAACUAUACUGAACAAAAAUAAAUGCAACAUGUAGU
Messenger RNA from Salvelinus sp. IW2-2015, 4338 nucleotides. RefSeq names its product neurofilament medium polypeptide. Gene Ontology annotation, biological process: neurofilament bundle assembly. NCBI's taxonomy places the organism in Eukaryota, Metazoa, Chordata, Actinopteri, Salmoniformes, Salmonidae. Gene Ontology annotation, molecular function: structural constituent of cytoskeleton. The record is from RefSeq and is a predicted model, not a curated record. Gene Ontology annotation, cellular component: postsynaptic intermediate filament cytoskeleton; axon; cytoplasm.